Molecule: messenger RNA, 8721 nt
Organism: Caretta caretta (loggerhead turtle)
Lineage: Eukaryota; Metazoa; Chordata; Testudines; Cheloniidae
Gene: BLTP3A
Product: bridge-like lipid transfer protein family member 3A
Molecular function (GO): histone deacetylase binding
Source: RefSeq, a predicted model, not a curated record
CUAGCCGGGAUGCUGGCGGAGUCGGGGAGGGCUGUCAGGGAGAUGGCAGGAGCCGGCUCCGCGGGCGGCAACGGGUGAGGGGCUGGGGUCCCCGCGCGCCGAGCGGCAGGAGCCGCCCCCCGCCCGGACCCGGUAUGGCCGGCAUCAUCAAGAAGCAGAUCCUGAAACACCUGUCCAGGUUUACUAAGAAUCUCUCUCCAGACAAAAUUAACCUGAGCACACUGAAAGGUCAGGGGCAGCUGACCAACUUGGAACUGGAUGAAGAGGUGCUGCAGAAUGUGUUGGAGCUGCCCACCUGGCUAGCUAUCACCCGUGUCUACUGUAACAAGGCUUCCAUCCGGAUCCAGUGGACGAAACUGAAGACGCACCCGAUUUGUCUGUACCUGGAUAAGGUGGAGGUGGAGAUGCGAACCUGUGAAGAGCCUCGGCCACCCAAUGGACAGUCUCCCAUUGCUCUUGCUGCAGGUCAAAGCGAGUAUGGCUUUGCCGAAAAGGUUGUGGAGGGAAUGUUCAUUGUUGUCAAUUCCAUCACUAUCAAGAUUCACUCCAAGGCCUUCCAUGCCUCUUUUGAACUGUGGCAGCUCCAGGGAUACAGUGUGAAUCCCAACUGGCAGCAGAGUGACCUACGUUUCACCCGCAUCACUGACACUCAGAGAGGAGAGGUUUUGACAUUUAAAGAGCUCACUUGGCAGACACUUCGGAUAGAGGCAGAUGCCACUGACAAUGGUGAUCAGGAUCCCACUACCACUCCUUUGAGACUCAUUACCAAUCAAGGCAGGAUCCAAAUUUCUCUCAAGAGAAGAACCAAAGAUUGCAACGUGGUGGCAUCUAAGCUGAUGUUCCUCCUUGACGACUUGCUCUGGGUGCUGACAGACUCUCAGCUGAAAGCCAUGAUGAAGUAUGCAGAGUCCUUGAGUGAAGCCAUGGAGAAAUCUUCCCAGCAGAGGAAGAGUAUGGCACCAGAACCUGUCCUGACCACACCACCUGCUCCUAGUGCCCACCAGUCCUGGUCCCAGACAUUUGGAGGCAGUCUGAAUGCAAGCAGCAUCAGCCAGUACUUUGAGAAGUAUGACAUGAAAGAGUCCUCCUACCACCUAUUCAUCUCCCGUCUGGACCUGCACAUCUGUGAUGACAGCCACACCCGGGAGUCAGGCUCCUCAAAGCAUGGGGUGAUGGGAGGUGCAAUGCAGCUCACCUUCAGGAGAAUGGCUUUUGACUAUUAUCCCUUCCACUGGACAGGAGACUCCUGCAAGCAUUGGGUGAAGUACUGUGAGACCAUGGAGACUCGGGGAGAGUGGGCAAAGAAGCUGGUGAAUGAAUUUCAAAGCAAGAUGGAGAAGCACUGUGAAGAAAUGAAUGCUGGAUCCACUAAGACUCCAAGGUCCCCCUUCAAAAAGCAACCAGACAUUUUGUCCAGUCCUCACAAAAGCCCCCCAGAGAAAGGCUGCUUCCAAACACUGGCACCUCCUGCAAGCUUACCGCCGCUUCGGCACCCCUCGUGGAACCGUCUCCGAUCCAGCUGCAUGGUAGUCCGAGUGGAUGACCUAGACAUUCAUCAGGUUUCCACAGCUGGUCAGCAGAGUAAGAAACCUUCCACCUUGCUUUCCUGCAGCAGGAAAUCCCUCAACCUUCCAGACCAGGUCUCUGCAAUUCAUAUUGAGUUCACAGAGUAUUACUUCCCAGACAAUCAGGAAUUUCCAGUUCCCUGCCCAAACCUGUACCUGCAGCUGAAUGGCCUGAUGUUUACUCUGGAUGCAGUGAGCGUGCUCUGGGUGAAUCUCUUCUUCCUAGAUCUCUAUCGCAGCCUGGAGCAGUUCAAAGCCAUCUACAAGCUGGAGGACUCGGGAAAGCGGGAUGAGCAUGUUGAUGUCCGACUGGAUGGCUUUAGGCUGAAGCUUAGUAUCCCGGUGGAGAAGAAAGUAACUGAUCACCGGGACCGUCCCAAGGCCCUCUCCAUUCACACCUUGGAGAUGACUGCCACCAACUCACGCUAUGACCCUCACUGCAGCUGCUCAGCCCUCCAGAACAUCUUUCGCAGAUUUGCCAAUUCAGAGUUCUUCCACUCCACCUACACCCAGUUCCCAAAGUCUCAGGACAACUUCAGCAUCCUCCACACCCUCUUCUUACGCCAUGCAUAUCAGGUGGAAGCCAGAGCCCAGAAAUGCACUGGCUUUGCCCAUUCAACUUGGAGGACCUCCGCUUCUGAAGACCUGUGGUCUGUUUACUUCACCCAGAUCUCCCUGGACUUUGAGGGGGCUGAGAGUUCAAAGGGCAGAGCCCUUAACUUUAUUGACCCUUUCCCCCUGUCCAUUUGGGCUUGCCUUCCCAAGAGAUGGGAGCAAGCUCAGGUAUCCAAGCUGCAGGCCUCUGCUGCCUCAGAGUUGAAAAUCAAGCCUUCUGCUAGUUUUAGUAAUCAUGCCAAAUACCAGGACCAUACCAGAGAGCCUGGGCUCUGCCAAAGAUCAAAGACUGAGCAGGAUCUGAAAAGCAUUAAUAAGGUCCCGGAGGCAAAGGACAUCUUGGGAGAAUGUGACUGUGAUGAUGGCAGAGAGGAUGCUCAAGAGAUGGAAGCCUCUGCGGAUAUUCACAUGCUUGCGUACUCGACCGCUCAUGUGAAAAUGCGGCUCAACCACUACCAAUACCUGGUGCUGCUCAGGAUGAAGGAGAUUUUGCAGACACUGCAGGUGCAAUUGGCCCAAGAUACACAGGAAUUGACUGGAUCUUCGUUAGAACCCGUGACGGCAUGUAUGGGCAUCAUGUUCAACGGUGCUGAAAUGGCCCUGCUGAUGCAUCCCAUCCCAGGCUCUGGCUCGGAACCCAGGUCCAUGGACUCUGAUACAACGAGCCUGAUAGAAUCUGAGCUCUCACCCUCAGACAGCAGGGAGGGGCUGGCUACUGAAGAGAAGGAGCUUAAAUCAGAUGCCAGGUCAAAGAAGGAAUCGAGCAGCCCCUCAAAAGUCCUGGAAGACAGCGGGAUUGAAAACACGGAUGUGAGCAUGACCGUGUUGCCAGAGAGACUACCUGGAUCCUUGAGUGAUGGAGCUCUGGGAGCAGCUGACCCAGCAGAUCCACAGAGCAAGAGCAUGGCAGAGAGGGGCCCAGUUGAGGAAGCACAUGAAGCUGUAGAAGCCCUGGAUACAGAGAGACUGAGCGAACCCGGCAGCCACCCUCAAACCACUCUUGCCCUUUCUUCCAGCCAAUCCUCAGAUGCACUGCCAUUAGAGAGUGGAGACGACCUUCUCCAGGAGCAGGCAGAACUCAUCCCCUUGAAGAACCUAGAGGUAGAAUUAUCAAGCGCGCUGCAUAUGACUAAGGAUGCCACUAAGGAAGCCCUGCACGUGACCAUGGACCUCACAAAGGAAGCCAUGUCUAUAACUAAAGAUGCUUUCAGCCUGAGCCGGGAGAAGAUGGCUUCUACCGUGGAGAAAAUGCUCUCUCUACCCCCAACCAAGGAGCCUGUGACUAAAGCUGAAGAGGGGGCAGCAACCCCUGUGGGCGGCAGCAGCCGCCGAAUGCAUUUCUUCUCCAUGAAGAGGACUGCAUCCCAGCAUUCCUUUGAUGCCACCUCCCAAGACGGAAACUGCCCUGAGGACAGGCUGUCUGUGGACAGUGAUAGCAGUGAUGGCUUCGUGAUGCUCAUGGACCCUGAGCCUACCCUGGAUUCCCUCACCCCGGGACAACUUCUUCAGGACCUUCAUGAUGCAGGCAGCAGAGCGAGCCCAAUGGCAGAAGAUAAGGAUAGAGGGACGCCUGACAUGAACAGCUCAGCUUCUCAGAGUGGAGAAGACCCUAGCCUUCAGCUGGUCUCUGUUCUGGUGCUGAAAAUGAAUGAGGUGAACUGCGGGAUAGAGGCAAGAGGCGAUGAUCUAUCACUUGCUGUACAAGUUAUGGAGGUUACUGUAGAGCAGUUGGGCAAUAUUGGAAUGUGGCAGUAUCUACAAAGCAGCUGUGUGGGGGAUCCAAGCGUAGAGAAGCUCUUAGCCACAGAAGCUAAUCAGACCCAGCCAGAAGUGUGCUUACGACUUGAAAUAGGACCGAGCGCCAUUGUGCACUCACCUCUGGCUGUCCAGAAUGGGUUCCUUCACAUCCUGAUCCACAGCUCUUGUGCAGAGCUCCUGAUGUCCUCCCUCACCAACCUCGGACCCUUCCUCGAGGACGAAGUGGUACCUGAGGUGAUUCCCAUGAAGAUAGAAAUGGUGGAUGCCAAGAUUACACUGAAGGAUGACAGCCCUCGGGUGUACCCUACCUCUCCUGGCACCAUCCCCAUAACCUUGGUGGUGGAUCAUAUUGUUGUGAUGCGCAGCGAUGAUGGAGUGUUCUCAGUAACAGCUGCACAAAAGGAGGGACUAUCUUUACAGAAAAAGCCUGAGCAAGGUCUGAAGGAAAAGAAGGUCCCAGUAAAGAGACUCUUGGCAGUUCCAGCAGGAGCAGUACAUGAACAACAGCUAAAGGAAGCCCCAGCAUUGCAGAAGGAGCUGCACGCCAUGAAAAUUGCCCUAGCAGAAGCCAAUCUGGACAUAGGGCGCCUUCUGCAGGAAAUUAGGAAAUACGAUCCCCUCUUCCAGCUUUGACAGCAGAGGCCCAAGGCUGCAGCUGCUCAGGAGGAGCAGAGAUCACCACCAGCAUCCCGGCGGCUAGUUUGUUAAACUGCUGCUGAGAGGCCAACAUCAGCAGAGAGGAAUCGCCUUGGGGAAUGGAAACCUAAUUGCAAUUGCAGGAUGAACUCUAAGUGGGGUAGAAAGGGAGGAGGCCCUGGCUGGGUGAAGGGAAAUGAGCAACAAGGAGCCAUCUGGUUCUGGUUUUGCAGCCAUUUCCCUCUGUCCUGGCAGUACGGUGCUACACUCUAUAUCACUGAACCACUGCAGUGCUUAGUCUGCAAGCACAAAAUGCAGAACAGUAGUCAAGAGCCAGGCACCCCUGUCUAGUCAUCUUACAAUGGUGUUGCUGGCCUGCUGUCACACCACCGUUGCAUCUGCUUCCUUGUUCAUGUUGGUUUACAGGGUGGGUGGUGUGGGUGUCUGUACUUCCUUUGCUAUCUUCCUGGGUGUUCUUGCCCAAACACACUCACCAAAGAGCACAGGCAAAAGCAAUAAUGUCAACUUGUCCAGUUAAGGCAUAGUCAAACAGGGCAGAAGAAGUUUGUUUUUUAGUGAGUGUGUAUGAUGUGGAAGAAGAUGGGAUGGAAAUGCCGGGGUGAUUGGCUGUGAGAGAUAUGGAAAUAACUUCUCCCCAUAAGGGAGAGGGAACAUGACUUGCAGAUGUCCCGCCCGCAGCCUGUCUAGUGAAGUACAAAGUGGAAAAGGGGACUAGAAGAGACCCAACAGUUUGCAGUCCCAGGACAGAACGAAGCCAUGUGAUACUAGAUUUAGGAAGGCACCCUGUUCACACCUGCUGUCCCUGAACCCCACCUCUCACGCUGUGUCCAUAUACUCUGGCUAUUGCCUUUAGCCUUGUGUGAAGGCUGCCAGUUUGAAAAAUGACCCUCGCUCAUUAGCUGAAACCACGGGCUGAGUUCAGCUUAGUGUUCUCCGUGCUAAAGAGGGAGAAAUCCAGCCUCUCCUAACGAAAGAUGAUUUAACCGCUUCUUGAACUGACCCCCGCUUCUUGAACUGACUCAGGCUGAGUGCAGAGUUUAUAGGCUAAGAGGUAGGAGAGGAAGAAGGCCUGUAAUCUCCCUUUGUGAAGUGUACUACACUCAGACAUAUCUGCCAGGGGUUCACAGACUGAUAUGGGAGGAAAAGCACUGACAACAACAACCACGCAUAUUCCAACCUAGUCAUGUAUUUUGAGCUAGAGAUGAAUCAAGUGAUGUGGAAGUUCCGCUAGGGGCUGAUGGUGUAUGUUUCAUCAGGGUGCUGACACUCAGACUUUUCCUGAGUGGCUUCUGGCUACCUUGGCUGCUUUCCGCUAGUUCUCUGAAGGCAGUGAAAACAGCAGCUGGGUAAUGUUCACUCUUGGAAGAUGCUAAGUGCUCACCUUCUCCAGGAUGCUUCCGUGAUGAAGGUGAAGUGGCCAAAGCCACAGUGUGACUUUCUUCAUUUAAAAUUAAAUGGCUUUUGCAGGUAAGAAAACCUAAUAGAAGGUGACGUGGGAGUUCAUGAAAAGAAGUUAUUGAUGAAAAGGCCCUUUACAAUGUUGCAGGAAUCAAUUGCUCUUCUAAAGGCUGAUAAGUUUGCUAUUUCUUCACUUUACUUGGCUGAGCUAGUGCACAGUCUUGGCACUGGGUGAGGAAGCAAAUACAUGUGUGUCCUUCUUAACUAACUAGGGAAUAAACAGAACAUGAUAGAAUCCAGCAGAGCGAGAGAGUGUGAUAGAAGAAAGUGCUGGAUGGAAGAGUAAGCGGCACAAUUUAAGACAGAACCAUACACGUGUCAGAACGGAGACUACCCACCCACUGCACUUUAUUCUGAGUCUCUUGGAUUUUAAUGCAUUUCAAACUUUUUAUGGAUUGGAUUUCUCCAGAUGUAUUUUAUAUUUGUAUUAAUGCACGAUUUGUAAUCCAUACAACACUUUUUCUAGUGCCUGUAGAACAAACAGAUGAUCCCCACCCAUCUUGAUGAAUUAAGGUCUGGGGGGUGAUCAGAAGGAAGAAAAUGACUUUUAAUGUAACCUUUUUUCCCUGCAUAUUUGUUCCUUUGCUCAAUCCUGGACCUAUCAGGUGUUUCUCUUUAAUAGGGAAUUUGUAGUUUAAGCCCUUCAGCUGUAGGGAGGAAGGAUGCAUGUUUUUAUUUGCUCAUUUGAUGGUUUAGAUUUGGAGAGGGUAAAAAACAAUGGCUUGGAAAGAGCCAACCAUGAAUUUCAUGCAGAUGUCACUCCAAAGUCAGGGUGUGGAAGAAAGGAGAGGAGAUGAACAGGAUGCCAGAACCCAACACAGACAGCUGCUGUUCUUGGGAUAAUUUUAAAUUCAAAAUCUUUUGACUAAAUUAGGCAGAAGAUGGAACUGAAUGGCACACUGUAGUCUUUGACCAGUACCAUUGAAAAGACAGUAGCCUGCGGGCCAAGACAGCACUGACUUACUGCUGUAAGAUGGAGGACACUAUCUCUGCUUGUCUGUCAAGGUCCAACUGCCCAAUGCCUAAAAACAGGUAUGGCAACAGCCGCAAGAGCCUGACCUUCACUGCGUGCUCUGAGAGCUGGCAAUUAGAAAUUAUUUUGCUUCUGAAGGGAAAAUUCUGUUUUAAACAAACAAUCUGAGCUGAGCAUUAGCCUGAGGCAAACGUAGGGUACCGGAACUCCAGAAGGCUUUGCAGUUGUGGUACAGUCUUUCCUCAUCUAAGUCAGCUGUGGUGGCUACUGUGUAUUAUAUCUUGUUUGGCUGCUGUCGUUUUCAUACAUUCAUUUCUGUCCCUGGAAGAGGGGGGCAUAGUCCACCAUCUCUCUGUAGGAGAAUAUUACUGCUUUUCCGCAAAAGCAUCUUUCCUGUCCUACGCCUCUUCAGAACAGCUCCUGUGAUAGGUUAUAUGUGCAUUACUACCUAUGCUGAAAAAUCCUCAAAUGUAGCAGCCCUUGUUUGAUCCGAUGGGCAGAGAAUCUGUUACCAGAAGACUGCACUUUAACUUUGAGCAGUCGUAUGGGGAUAGACCAACUGGGUAUUUCUCCACCACCUUUGCCCUUUGUAUGCACAGAAUAAUUUUAAAAUAAAGAAAAGGGGGUUUUAGAAAUGCAAGAAUUAUCUCCUGUGGUGAGGAUCACCCUGUCACUAAGCUGAACAGUUUUCUCGUAAGACCGGCACUAAUGCUGUAGUGCAUCCAUUUAUCUGUAACCAGACUUGCUGUGAAACUAAUGUACAACAGCUAAUUGUAGGUGUAAAAGACAUCUAAUGUUGUGAAGCGAGUGUGUAAAGUCCAAGCUUUUGUUGCAAAGGUGAAGUUGUUGGUCACUUUCAUAUAAAUGGAGGUUAACAUUCUUUAGUCCAACUUCUGUGCUUAUAUGCACACUCCAUCUCUUCCUGUUGAAGUAAGGGUACUGCUGCAAGUGCUAUUGUGAGGGAGGGGAUGCUGAUCCCACUGCUUUAAUCACAGUGUGCUUGAAAAUCACUUCCCCCCCUCGCCCCCCCCUUUUUUUUUCUUUAAGAUGUUCAGAGUCUUUUAGCAGUUUGUGAUAGGGGAAGGCUUUGCACAGCACUGUUAUUUAGCUGCAGUGGCAUGAAGCUACUUCCCUUUCUCAUCCGCCACUGCAGCCUAAACAGAGCUGGAACUUAGUUUCCCAUAGUGUGACCACAGGGGCUUGCAUCAGUCAGUAUAGGGCUAGGUUCAGGAAAAAACUGGGUGCUUCUCUUUAUUUGUAUUCUGGUACAAUACUGGGACCCUACUUAUCAGAGCCUCACUGGGCUCCCUGUUGUAUAAAAGCUUCCGCACUGUUGAGGACUGAAGGGAGCAGCUGGAACGGGGGAAAGAUAGUGAGGUUGAUAAAAUAUUACUUUGUUUUAAGUGUUAUGGGAAGGUUGAUUUUUGAAGACUUUGCUCUACUGUUGUAUGUUCUAUUAAAUGAGCUAAAUUAAUUCUUAUAACUGCAGUAUUACAUUAGAAAUGAGUGUGGAGUGCAGUAGCUCUUGUUAGUUUGAGGGCACCACUCUUAUCUGCUUAUAAACAAGAUAGAAGUCUGACUUGAAUUUAAGACCUAGUCAGUAUUGGAAUUUUAUGUUGCAGUUUGACAUUUCCAUGAGUGCAUUUUUUUGGUUCUGUGAACCACCUUUAAAAAAAAAAAACCCACUAAACUUAA